AUGGAGACUGUAAUCUUGGACGAUUCUCCCAUCGCUCAAUUCCUGGAAGGGGAAGGUCAAGGUGACCUCGAACUCUCUUCCUCAGCACCACUGUCCGCAUCGCCUCCGUCGAAUACACGAAGCUUCGCGCCACUGGGUCCGUCGACCCUACAAAACAGGAUACGAGGUCGAUUGCCCCGACCCCUGAAGAUACCCUCCACCUCGAACGGGCCCAUUGCGCGCAUACAUAGCGCGUGCUCAAAAGCGGUGAACUCCCGACUCGGAAAGGCGGAUAAUCGACGUUUUCUCGAACAUUUCAGAUACCUUAUUGUCGCUUCCCAGCUCCUGAACGAGCAGAGCGGCCUACGCGCUUCGACACUUCCAAGCUUCGCCUCCGAUGCGACAAAUCCACCACAUCCAUUCAGGGAUGGUAGUAUCAGUGUAACUGGUGCUGCUAUAACUGCUGCGACCGCGUUCACACUUGUUUGGCUUAUUCACUGGUCUCGCAGUCGGCCGAAUGGGUUGAGUAGAGGGAGAACAACCCUAGUCAUAUUCAUCUUCGCAGCUGUUGCUGCUCUGUGUUAUGGCUACGUCCGUCGCCAAUGGCUGCAAUACCUACGCCAACAAGCUGUGCAAGGGGUAUCGGCGCUAGUUACCAAUCUGCAGGCGUUCGAAUCUUCGUCAUCCUCUGCUUUAGCAUUGAUUCAAGAGGUCGAGCUAGUUUCAAGGGGUUAUAGACUUAGCAGUCCUCUGCCUCCGAUAUCCCGCUUAGAAGAGCAAGGCCAAACUCGCCGCUGCCAACGCCUGCGGCGCAGCUUGAGGACGGCGUUUUCUGAGAUCAUGCCGAUUCUCCUUUCUCAGUGCGAGUCCCUGAAACCACUCGUUCAAGAGGAUGACCUGGAGAAAUUCCUUGACGUUUACGAAAUUACCAACCCAGAUCUGCAGGAGGCAUCUCUUGGCUAUUCGGAUUCAGAGUUCGAAGAUGCAGAAACACUCAAGGCUCUUCGCACCCUACAGUAUCGGCUUUCGACCCUACGGCGAGUGUAUCUAUGCUCUCUUCUGGCAUUAGAGGCCGAUGGAGGAAAGCCGGACUUUGCACGAUGGGGUUUGACAGUAGACUCAAUGUCGUUCGUGGCAGCGGCAGCAGGUACAUGGAGCGAAAAGAUCAAUCGCAUAUUAGGGGAGGAUGAACAGUUUGUGUUGCCCUCACCCAAACGGGCCCAGCCCACACCAGGCCGAGAACGGCUACGCAACUCCGUUCGCAAGCUGGGAACUUUGUCUCAAGGCAUCCGUGGCCUUCAGGCGAAGAUGCAAAUUCUGCGGGAGGAGUCGAAUAAGAUCUUAGAAGAAUCCGAAGAUGUAACGGACUUAGGUGCCCAUCUCAUGGCCCAGUACGAGUCGGUUGGAGCCGAUCUCAAGAGCCUGCUGCAAGCAUGGGAGACUGGUAAGAAUGCGCUUGCUGUGAACAUCGACCGGCAUGAACGUAGAGUCUCCCAGGCUUCCAGUGGGUUACGCUCUCCUGUGCCCAGUCUUGGGGGGCUUACCGCGGUUGAUGAGGGGAGUCCAGCGGACGCUCUUCGGGCCCUGAAUGGCGAGCUUCAUAGCCCCCGACAGUCUUCACCUUCGAGUAUGGAAGGUAACAAUUCAGACAAUGAGGUAUUCGAGGCUAUUGCAAUACCCAAGGCACGUGGCCGCGCUACCAUGACCCGCGAGGAGCGGAUGCAGAAGAUCCAGGAGGAUCAGGCACGGCAGGCUUAUUUACGGGAGCAACGAGAGGCGAACACUAAUAUGCUGAAAGAGCUUGAGUCGGUGAUCAACCUGAGACCGCGGAGGUCAGGCAUUGCCGGCGGAAGAGUAACCAGUCUUUGA
Molecule: messenger RNA, 1848 nt
Organism: Westerdykella ornata
Lineage: Eukaryota; Fungi; Ascomycota; Dothideomycetes; Pleosporales; Sporormiaceae
Exons: 4
Coding region: 1-1848 (615 amino acids)
Biological process (GO): cell-cell adhesion
Cellular component (GO): plasma membrane
Molecular function (GO): myosin binding
Source: RefSeq, a predicted model, not a curated record